This is a messenger RNA of Bufo gargarizans (Asiatic toad), 3746 nucleotides long. RefSeq names its product SPARC (osteonectin), cwcv and kazal like domains proteoglycan 3 (gene SPOCK3). The transcript is spliced from 11 exons. Gene Ontology annotation, molecular function: protein binding; calcium ion binding. The record is from RefSeq and is a predicted model, not a curated record. The coding region runs from base 90 to 1397 and encodes 435 amino acids. Lineage: Eukaryota; Metazoa; Chordata; Amphibia; Anura; Bufonidae.
GGCCGGCGCACUGAGCACAUUGAGCUCUGCCACAGACAGGCAGCAGCAGCAGCUCCUGGUACUUGGCAGCGUUCAGCAGCAUCGAGCAGAUGAUGGUGGUGAUGGUGGUGAUGAAGGUAGCCCUGCUGUGUGUGUAUGCAGCACUGGGAUGCAGUGGGGCUCUGGCAGCGGCUGCAGCAGUGACGGGCAGGUCAGACAGAGGAAAUUUUCUGGAUGAUAAACAAUGGCUCACCACUAUAUCCCAGUAUGACAAGGACGCCGGCCACUGGAACCGAUUCCGGGAUGAUGAUUACUUUCGUACAUGGAGCCCUGGCAGACCAUUUGAUCAAGCCCUUGAUCCAGCAAAAGACCCUUGUUUGAAAAUGAAAUGUAAUCGCCAUAAAGUUUGCAUUGCCCGGGAUCAGGAGACUGCGAUAUGUGUCAGUCAGAGACAUCUUACACAUAGCAUGAAAGAAGCUGGAUUAAGCUACAAGUACUGGAGAGGUGUCCCUCUUUCUUCCAGUUGCAAACAGUGUCCAGCAGCUUAUUCCAAUCCUGUAUGUGGAUCUGAUGGCCAUUCAUAUUUAUCUAAGUGUAAAUUAGAAUAUCAGGCCUGUAUCCUGGGUAAACAAAUAUCUGUGAAGUGUGAUGGAUAUUGUCCCUGUUCUUCAAGCAAAUCAAGUCCAGUAACCAAAAAUAAGAAAAGAGUGUGCACUGAUCAGGAGUUCAGAGAAAUUGCUAAUCGACUAAGAGACUGGUUUAAAGCGCUUCAUGAGAGUGGAUUCCAAAAGAAGAAAACCAAAUCAACUUCAAGACCAGAAAGAAGUAGGUUUGAUACUAGCAUUUUGCCAAUCUGCAGGGAUUCUCUUGGGUGGAUGUUUAAUAGACUUGAUCGGAAUUAUGACCUGUUGCUGGAUCAGUCUGAGCUUGGAAGCAUUUAUAUUGACAAGAAUGAGCAGUGUACAAAGGCUUUCUUCAAUACCUGUGACACAUAUAAGGACAGUUUAAUAUCUAACAAUGAGUGGUGCUACUGCUUCCAGCGACAACAAGAUCCUCCAUGUCAGACAGAAUUUAACAGCAUUCAGAAGCAACAAGGAUUAAAGAAGCUUCUUGGCUAUUAUAUCCCAGCGUGUGAUGAAGAUGGCUAUUACAAACCAGCUCAAUGUCAUGGAAGUAUUGGCCAAUGUUGGUGUGUUGAUAGAUAUGGAAAUGAAGUAACAGGAUCCAGAAAAGUGGGAUCUGCAGAGUGUGGCGCAGAUUCAGAAACAUCAGGAGAUUUUGGAAGUGGGGACUUUCAUGACUGGUCUGAUGAUGAGGAUGAUGAAGAAAUGAUGAAUGACGAAGAUGAGAUUGAUGACGAUGAUGAGGAUGAAGGGGGAGAUGAUGACGAUGAAGAAGAUGAGAAUGGAUAUAUUUGACAUGACAUAAAACAAAUUCAUUAUAUUUUUCGCGUCUAAAAGAAAAGACAUUAGGAAAUACCUUUUGCUCAUGCCACCGCCAAGAUAAAAGGAUUUCAAACUAAAAACAAAAUAAACAACAGAAAUCAUGUAUAUUUUGUAUGAUCAUACCAAGUAAGGCUGGAGUUAUAGACUUUUGUUUCAUUUAUGUGCGUUUGAGCUUUUAUAUGCUUUUAGCAAGAAGUCAACAUGUUGGAAGUAUAACCUGAAGAAAAGCAACUCAUACCCAUACAACAUGGUAGUAAAAUAUAGUUUAAGACGUUGGUUGUGACUUGGACAUCUGUGGGUUUUCUAGAUGGAAAAGAAAAUAUUCCAAAUCAAAGUAAGACCUAUGUCUAAGAGUAACUAUGGAAGUAAAACAUUUACAUAUUUGUGUUUACAUCUUCCCUCAGAUUAUGCAGAAAUGUGUUUGUUUAAUCAGCUUUCAGAUUUAUUAUUUUACUUUUCAGCUUUUAUUUUAGAAGCAUUGUAUGGAUUUGGUUAGUCAAUCAGCAUGAGAACACAUAUACUAUAGGUAACUCAGAUAUUCUAAGAGUGUUAGCUGAACCACAUAAUCAGCAUUGCUCUGCCUGAAGGCAACAUAAGAGGAACCAUGAUUUGUGAUGGCUGGGAUUAGGAUGAAAAGACUAAUUAUCUAAAUAACUAAAUAUAUUUGUGCUGUCAUCUGCAAUUAUAAUUACUAAAAAGGUCCACUAUAUAUGUAUUAUUUCUCCUGUGGUUAAGAAAUACAUAUAUGAAUUAAUACAAAUAUUCUUGGACAUCCUAAAUGUUAAAAACAUAAAUUACAUUAUUACAUAAAUUCUGGAAGUAUGUUCUCUUUCAAUAUUAGUUACAAAACCAGUUUAUGGGGUUAGGGUAGGCUUCAGCAACCUGUGGCUCUUUGUCUUCUCAUACAAGCAUACACCCUGAAGUAUAAAAAUGUGUAGCCCAAACCACAGCUAAUGCGAGAGAGAUCUAGCUUUAUAGAACCAACCACGUUUACUAUGUACUUAAAUCCAGUAUAUUUUUAUUAUAGUCAUAUAUGACACGUAUUAUUAAAAUCGGAUGCAAAUAGGAGCACAAAGUUCAAACAUAUAGGUACCAACACAGUUACUAAAGGCAGUUGAGGGGGUCUGUCUACAAUGCUCAGGAACAGUGUGCCUUGCAACUCAUUCCAAAAAUAUAUAUUUUUUCAGUAAGCACAUUCAUCCCAUUAAUUCGUAUUUAAGGUCAAAAGUUUUUUGGGCUGAGGAAUUAGGUAACAUAUAUAGAAUAACUACAAUAUAUUCUUCAAUUUCUCCAAAAUGUAUUAUUUGAUUUUCUGUUAACCAACAAAUAUUACGACAGCAUAUUUGAACUCUUUGCAAUGUUGCUAUUUAAACUUGGAAAACUAGAUUCAAUGGUGAUGAGGGUUGCUAAACCCCAACCCCUCAAAACUUUUACUAAAUACCAUUAGACUCAAAGUACUAUUACUGACCUUUGGGGUUCAUGCACACGUCUGUGAGCAAGGAGUCCGUGUGGCAGCACACAUCUCUUCACAAUGGAUAGUAUUUUCAUCUAGAGUCAAUAGUUCUAGGGAAGAAUAUCUGUAUGAUACUCCAUCCAGUGGAACAUGAGAGGAUUUAAUUCUCCCAGAUUGCUAAGCGUGAGAGACAUCAAUCUAUUAAUGGAGCUGUUAUAUGGCUACGUGCAUAAGGCUUAAAGCUUGCUAAGUUUGCUGGUCAAAACAGGCCAAAGAGGCUGACAAGACAAACAUCGGAAUUGUAUUUGACAUUUAGAUUUCAUCCUCUGUAGUUUAUGGAUAAAAGCAUUAUGUGGGUGCCUUGAACAAUGAAUUUAAAGAGAUUAUUACUAGGCAUGAGCUAAACAAACAUUUUAUCUAUUUACCAUAGAGCUGCUGGGAAUCAGGUGUGUGCCCCUUUUUAUUGUUAUGUAGCUGCCAUGUGAAAUGGAUAAUGCUUAUGAUUACUGUGUACCUUUGCAUUUAAUCCUUAAGAGUAUAAAGCUUACUUUAAUCACUAUAUUUAUGUUGGCAUGUUGUUUCAUUGUGAAGAACUCUAAUAAAACUCCACUACCUUCUUGUAUACAGUCAUAUAUCCAUAAUAACCUGGGAACAACUCUGUGUUUCAGAACAGUUGGGCUGUUACUUUCCAAGUCGAUCCCCUGGAAAUGUUUAUUUUCAUUUUUGCAUUAUUGCAACAAAAAAGAGUAAAUUUGAAUUAAAAAGUAUUCUUGACGGAAUUUAAUGUUUAUCUUAUGUAUAACUGAGAAAAUGCAUUUUCUUUUAUACAGUUUAUGUAUAGUUUGCAAAAUAAAGACUCUUGUAACCAA